Rotaria sp. Silwood1 is the source of this 333-nucleotide messenger RNA. NCBI's taxonomy places the organism in Eukaryota, Metazoa, Rotifera, Eurotatoria, Philodinida, Philodinidae. The record is from the annotation of a GenBank genome assembly.
AUGAACCAUACUUGGUCAAUAAUAUUAAUAUGUAAAAUACAUAUUAAUGAAAGUGGUCAAAUUGCUACAUUAUCAAUAAGCACCACGGAGAACGGUUUAUUUCUUCAACUGCCGCUUGGUCAAUUCGUCACCACUAACUUUCAUCAGAUUGACGUUUGUGCUGAUUUUGCACGUGAAAUUAAAAGUCUUUUACGCCUUGUUAAACAACAAAAGGAAAUAUAUGCCUUGGAAGUGGAUACAUCGCCAAAUGGAAACACUUCGCGUGUAUUGACGGCAAAUGCACUUGGAAGAGUCAAUCCAAGACGAAACAGUUAUCGAAAACGUCACAAGUAG